AUGGCAAUCUCAGUUCGUUCAAAGAUCAGUAAAAAAUUUCCAAUUGAGGAUGUUAGCCGCCCCCUCUGUGGGACAGAGGAUGAAUCUCUUGAACACUUGUUUCUUUCCUGUAAUGUGGCUUUUCACUUGUGGCGGUUUUCUCCUUGGGAUCACCAUGCUUCUCUGUUCCCUUGCCUAUCUCCGAGUUUGGCGGAUGUCUGGGUGAUUUGGGUUCAAACAACUAGAUUGGAGUUCUCUGAUGCGUUAUGUGGGGAAGCGACGACUUGCUGCAAGGCUUUGGAUAUUGCGAAGGACCUUGGCUCUAAGUUUAUUAUCAUUAACAGUUAUUCGAGGGUUGUUAUCAACGCUCUUAAUAAGAAGGAGUCUCAUUGGGUGCUUGAGAAUUAUGUCUCUUUUUGUACUAGAUCCUCUCCUGUUUUUUCGGCAAGAUCAGUCCUUGCAACUUGGAAGAUUGCAAACUUUGAGUCGCCUCAUGCUUAUUUUGCUAAGGGUGAUGUAACUAAUAGAAAUCUUUGGGCUAAACCAUAUCAUGAUAAUGUUAAGGUGAAUGUCGAUGGAGCCAUCUUUGAAGCGCAACAGGAGUUUGGCUAUGGUUGGGUGGCUCGGAAUAGCAAUGGUACUCUUAUUGAAGCUGUUUCAGGAAGUAGGUUGGACUGUGUGCUUCCUGAAAUUGCUGAGGUAAUUGGUAUCAAGGAAGCGUUGAGUUGGAUCAAGGGUAAAGGUUGGGAUAAGGUGGUUGUUGAAUUUGAUGCUUUAGUUGUUGUCCAAGCAAUAACUAGUACUCUUCAUAUGUCAUCUCAGUUUGGUUUGUUGGUGGAAGACUGUCGUUUAAUUUUAUCUACUUUAAAUAAUGUUCAAAUUAAGUUUGUUAAUCGUUCUGCUAAUAGGGUCGCCUAUUAUGUUGCUAGGGGGUCUUGUUUUUCGUCAGAUCGAACUUUCUAUAGGCAUAAUGCUCCCUCCUCUUUACGAGAUAUUGUAAUUGCGGAUGCAAGUUGA
This is a messenger RNA of Cannabis sativa, 996 nucleotides long. RefSeq lists its product as uncharacterized. Gene Ontology annotation, molecular function: RNA-DNA hybrid ribonuclease activity; nucleic acid binding. Bases 1 to 996 code for a protein of 331 amino acids. The transcript is spliced from 4 exons. The record is from RefSeq and is a predicted model, not a curated record. NCBI's taxonomy places the organism in Eukaryota, Viridiplantae, Streptophyta, Magnoliopsida, Rosales, Cannabaceae.